Messenger RNA from Rhinichthys klamathensis goyatoka, 1116 nucleotides. RefSeq names its product small muscle protein X-linked (gene smpx). The record is from RefSeq and is a predicted model, not a curated record. NCBI's taxonomy places the organism in Eukaryota, Metazoa, Chordata, Actinopteri, Cypriniformes, Leuciscidae. Bases 224 to 475 code for a protein of 83 amino acids. The transcript is spliced from 5 exons. Gene Ontology annotation, cellular component: muscle tendon junction; costamere; M band.
CGGAAUCCCCUACUCCCCUACAGCCCGGAGUGAGGGAAAGAAAGGGAGACAGAGGUGUUGAACAGAACCAGAACCGUGGACAACAGAAGUCAAGACUGCUUCAGUCUGAAAAGAGAGAGAGAGAGCGAGAGAGAAAGAUUGGCAUUUGUCCUGUCUGUCUCACAACAGGGAACAGCGGUUUACUGUUACGGCAGCAGCAGAAACGCGGACACAACUGCACAGAAUGUCUAAACAGCCGUCGACCAAUGUCAAAGCCCUGCAGGCCAACCUUAAUAUUCCAAUGGGGGCUCUGCGUCCUGGGGCGGGACAUCCUGUGAAGAGGAGAGAAGAUACAGUAGACACAGAGGAGCCAUCCCCAGUCACUCCAGAGGAGAAAAAGCCCCUGCCCGGUGCUGUGAAACUACCGGGCCCCGCCGUGAACCUCUCCGAGAUCCAGAAUGUAAAAAGUGAACUCAAAUGGGUCACCAAAGACUAAACAACACAGGUGACUCCACCCCCAUUUGAUCCAAGGCUUUGGUUACGGUCUCCAUCCAAUCAGAUUCGUGUAUUUAACACAAAACCCCAGAGAAUCGGUCGCAACGGAAUCAUUGGCAAGCCUUAAUGAUGACACUACCAACUGACCUGAGAAUGAAGAAAGGGGGUGGAUUCUAUCGAUGCAAAGACUGAUGGGAAUUGAGCAAUUCAAAGCUCUGAACCAUGUUUUUGUCUGUCAAAAAAUAGGUCAUCACUGUUUAAACCACCCAGCGUCGUAUUCUGUAUUUUGCGUUUAAAAAUGUUCUGUGUGCUUAACUUAAAGGGAUAGUUUACCCAAAAUGAAAAUUCUGUCAUUUACUCACCCUCAUGAGUAAACUAUCCUUUUACGUUUGAUUUUAUAGUAGUUCUGUAUUCUCCUACUACCAUCAAUGAGUCAUAAAACAGAAUAUAUGAGACUGAAGGCAUUGAUUCAUCUUAAAGUUCCUCCAUUCUUCAGCCAGAUUCUGUCUUAACGCGUUAAAAUGUGACACCAUAAAAUCAAUGUUCUUGAAACAUUUUACAUCUAGAAUGAUUAUUAUGCAAAUAAUUGCGUCAAAUUGUUUUAAUUAAUCAGAAAGUCAUGGAUUUAAUUUGAUUAGUUUU